Elephantulus edwardii (Cape elephant shrew) is the source of this 1245-nucleotide messenger RNA. It is a transcript of the gene ACTL9, whose product is annotated as actin-like 9. Gene Ontology annotation, biological process: cell motility; axonogenesis. The record is from RefSeq and is a predicted model, not a curated record. Bases 1 to 1245 code for a protein of 414 amino acids. Lineage: Eukaryota; Metazoa; Chordata; Mammalia; Macroscelidea; Macroscelididae. Gene Ontology annotation, cellular component: cytoplasm; membrane; synapse. The transcript has a single exon. Gene Ontology annotation, molecular function: protein kinase binding; nucleosomal DNA binding.
AUGGACUCCAAGCCCCAGGGGGCCCAGUCCUACCCAGAGGCCCCCAGACCUGGCCUGAGCCCCAGCUCAAUCCCGGGGAACACCAUUCUGCGGCCGGAGCCUCCAGACAUGGUGGGUGACAGGUCUCCAGCCACGAAAGGCGCAGUAGUCAUAGACAUGGGCACCGGCACAUGUAAGGUGGGCUUCGCAGGGCAGGCUCGGCCCACCUACACCGUGGCUACCAUCAUGGGCUACCGGACCAAGAAGUCCACCCAGGAAGGGCCAUCGGUGCUGGAGACGUUCAUUGGUGAGGCGGCCCGGGGGCGCCUGGAGCUGACGCUGGUGCAGCCGAUGCGCAGUGGCAUCCUGGUGGACUGGGACGCCGCUGAAAUUAUCUGGCGCCACCUUCUUGAGCACGACCUGGGCGUGUCCCCUCCGGACCACCCUCUGCUGUUCUCCGACCCACCUUUCAGCCCAGCCACCAACCGCGAGAAGCUGGUGGAGAUGGUGUUCGAGGCGCUGCGCUCGCCCGCCAUGUACGUGGCUUCGCAGUCGGUGCUGUCGGUCUAUGCGCACGGGCGCGUCAGCGGGCUGGUGGUCGAUACAGGCCAUGGGGUCACUUAUACGGUGCCAGUCCUCCAGGGCUACAACCUGCCACAUGCCACCGAGCGCCUGGACCUGGCGGGCAUGCAUCUGACGGCCUUCCUGGCGGAGAUGCUGUGGGGCGUGGGCCUGGACCAGUGCCAGCAACAGGACCUGGAGACGCUGGAGACCAUCAAGCAUUGCCACUGCUACGUGGCUCCGGACUUCCUUAAGGAGCAGGCCCAGCCGGAAAAGGAGAUUGGCCAGAUGCUGAAGCUGCCCGAUGGCAGGGUGGUCACCCUGGGCAAGGAGCGCUUCCAGUGCCCGGAGCUGCUCUUCAAUCCCCCCCACAUCCCGGGCCUGUCGCCCGUGGGCGUCCCCACCAUGGCCAAACAGAGCCUAAGCAAGGUGGCUCAGGAGCUGCGCGCAGACGUGGCCCACAACGUGCUGCUGUGCGGAGGCUCCUCGCUCUUCCCCGGGUUCGAGGGCCGCUUCCGGGCUGAGCUGCUGCGCUCGCUGGCCCCCGAGACCCACGUGGUGGUGGCGGCUCAGCCCACGCGGAACUUCUCGGUGUGGAUCGGCGGUUCCAUCCUGGCCUCGCUGCGCGCCUUCAAGUCCUGCUGGGUCCUCCGGGAGCAGUAUGAGGAGCAGGGGCCCCACAUCGUGUACCGAAAGUGCUACUGA